Messenger RNA from Octodon degus (degu), 990 nucleotides. RefSeq names its product DnaJ heat shock protein family (Hsp40) member B7 (gene Dnajb7). Gene Ontology annotation, cellular component: nucleus; cytoplasm. Gene Ontology annotation, molecular function: protein folding chaperone; protein-folding chaperone binding. Lineage: Eukaryota; Metazoa; Chordata; Mammalia; Rodentia; Octodontidae. The record is from RefSeq and is a predicted model, not a curated record.
AUGAUUGUGACCAAGCCUGAGCCUGAAGGAAACAACAGUGCACCCAUUUCUAAUAAUCCGUUAAAACAUGGUGAUUAUGAAAUUCUAGGAGUACAGAGAUAUGCUUCACCUGAGGAUAUUAAAAAGCCUUGUCAUAAAGCAGCACUUAAAAGGAAUCCUGAUAAAAAUCCACAUAAUAAAGGAGCAGCAGAAAGAAAAUUGAAAGAAGUACCUAAGGCAUAUGAGGUAUUAUCUAAUGAUGAAAAGCGGGACAUUUACAGUAAGUAUAGCAAAGGAUUAAAUGACAAAGGUGGAAGUGACUUUGAUGACAAACGUGAUUAUGGCUCCACAACCUGUAAGCCAGAUGAUGUCUUUAGUGAAAUACAUGGUGAAAAGGACACAUUUUCGUUUCACUCCUCUGAAGACUCUGAACUUUUUAAUAGUCCAAGAAGCUCAUAUGGAAGCAGAAACACAAGUAGAAGUGCAGGAUUCUUUUACUCUACUCCUAAUGAACAUUUCGCUCUUAAGACUUUUUCUUCAUUUGAUACAGGAUACAGGAGCAGGGUCGGCACAGCAGGCCAUGAAAGUCUUCCUGCAUGCUCUUCCUUGGCAUUUGAUGAUACUGGGAUGGGCAGUUGCAUAUACGUUACAACUUCAGGGAAGACUAAUGACAGAAAUAUGAAUUUAAACAAAAAUACUGAGACCAAUCAAGAAAGAGAAACUAAAGAUGAUCCUGAGUGGAAAUUUCUCCUUGUAAAUGACAUGGGAGACAAAGAGGACUUUGCAGAAAAAUACAGCUGGAGAAAACAUUCAAAUGAUUAUUCAUCAAAUUUCCACAGCUCCCAGCUGUCUCAGUAUGCUUUUAUGGACAAUGAUGAGCACCCUACACCUUGGGUCCCUAACAACUGGGAUCCUUCUAUUUUCUCAGUAAUGCUCAAAGAAGUUUAUAAGAGUGGGAGCAAAGAAAAGAAGCACAAUGAGGUACAGAAGUCAGCCAAAAGGCAUUGCUAA